AUGGCGACGCUGCGCACACUGCUGUACGCGUGCCUGGUGCUGCUCAGCGCCGUGCUGCUGGCUCGCCAGUGUUACGAGCUGGUGCUGCUGUACGCCUCCGAGCCGACAGCGUCCAUCAGCAGCCGGACGCCAGCCGACCGGUGGCCGUUGCCGGACUUCACCGUGUGCCCGAGCACGCGGCUGCGCGGCGACGUGCUGCGCGCAUGGGGCAUGCUGGCCGACCACGGCCGCUGGGAGGACUGGUACAGCUUCCCGGCCAACGCCACCCUCGACCAGCUCUGGCAGGAGGCGGCUGUCGAUCUCGAUAAGCUCGUCCCUGAAUGCUUCCACGGCUUCUGCACGCCGCCUGGGAGCCGCGGUGGCGCCACCGAGACUGGAAGCUGGACGAGCUCGGCGCAAAAGCGCGGCACCUGCUACACCUACCGCUCCAACCUCACUAUGAAUGAUGGCGUCUUCAUGACCUUAUUGAUCAUUCACAACGCGCAGCAUGUGCUGGCCGGCAGCGAACCAUUUGUCGACCUGUUCUUGCACGGUGAGCAAGACCCGGUGGUGGAGGCGGAGGAGCGGUUCAUUGUGGCGCACCCAUCUAUCCGGCUGCGCUCCGGCGAGCGGCUCGAGCUGCUCGUCCGCGGCCACAUGGAGGAGGCGAGCAGUCUGCGGCGGCGGCCCUGCGUCGCCGACCGCGGCUACUCGCGCGCCCACUGUAGGCAGCGCUGUGUGCGCCGCCGCCAGGCCAAGCUGAUCGGCUGCCGCGCACCCUGGAUGCCAGGCCCGCAGGAGGAGACGUGCCGCUCGCUCCGCCAAGUGCUGGCCACAGUCGUGCCGCCCGAGGUAACAUUCCCCUACGUGCGUCACACCUGUCACUGCCCGCUGGAGUGCCGCCGCGAGACCUGGACGACCGAAGAGCUUCGUCGGGACACCCUCGAAGCGGCGGUGCAAAACAACUGGUCUUACGUGACGCUGAAGUGGGCCGAGGUCGUGCAUGUCACGACCGAGCAGCUGACGUACGGCUCCAGCUCACUUAUCUCCGACAUCGGCGGCACGGUCGGCAUGCUCUUCGGCUUCUCCGUUCUCAGCCUGGUGCAGAUGCUGGAGGCCUGGCUGAAGAAGCUGAUGCGGAAGGGCACAGCUGGAAAACGGGCUACUGUCAAGCAGAUGUCGGUGUGGAGCACCAGGAAGGCUGUUGCGCCAGAGGCGGAGUCAGAGGUGAAGGGAGCAUGGUCAAAGGGUCCCGGCGUUAAUGUGGAAGAUGCAUUCAAUAAGUAG
Molecule: messenger RNA, 1266 nt
Organism: Pollicipes pollicipes
Lineage: Eukaryota; Metazoa; Arthropoda; Thecostraca; Pollicipedomorpha; Pollicipedidae
Product: degenerin unc-8-like
Exons: 1
Coding region: 1-1266 (421 amino acids)
Biological process (GO): sodium ion transmembrane transport
Cellular component (GO): plasma membrane
Molecular function (GO): ligand-gated sodium channel activity
Source: RefSeq, a predicted model, not a curated record